Messenger RNA from Cyprinus carpio (common carp), 5384 nucleotides. It is a transcript of the gene adora2b, whose product is annotated as adenosine A2b receptor. Gene Ontology annotation, cellular component: membrane. Lineage: Eukaryota; Metazoa; Chordata; Actinopteri; Cypriniformes; Cyprinidae. The record is from RefSeq and is a predicted model, not a curated record. Gene Ontology annotation, biological process: G protein-coupled adenosine receptor signaling pathway; adenylate cyclase-activating G protein-coupled receptor signaling pathway; vasodilation. Gene Ontology annotation, molecular function: G protein-coupled adenosine receptor activity.
UGGCAGCGUAUCGCUGGGCGUGGCGUCGAGCUGUGAUGUACAGGCUGGUUUCCGCGAGCUGCUUGAAAAGCCAUGUGUUGCGCUCGCGGUGCGUCAGAUUACUUCCCUGCCUCUUCUGCAACAUGUACAAGACGCGAAUGCAAGCUAGUAUAAAGAGGAACGUCAAACAAUAAUAAUAAUAAGAAGAAAAACUCUGAAAUGAGGAUGGCCGUGUUGGCAAAUCACAAACUUUGGACAUCCGUGGAUUAUUGCAAAUCAGUUCUUUUACCACUGGACAAGCAGCACAGAGUGACAGACAGACUCAUGACAUCCUAACUACGGUCUGAAGGUGUUUCUCAGUCAAGUGAGCAGCAAUGGAUUCGCUGUAUAUCGCUAUCGAGCUGGUGAUCGCUGUCCUGUCAAUCGCCGGUAACGUGCUGGUGUGCUGGGCUGUGGCCAUCAACUCCACUCUCAAGAACGCCACCAAUUACUUUCUGGUGUCUCUGGCCGUGGCAGAUAUUCUGGUUGGAUGUCUUGCCAUCCCUUUUGCCAUUACAAUAAGCAUUGGUCUGCACUCUGACUUUUACGGAUGCCUUUUCCUGGCGUGUUUUGUUCUGGUACUGACUCAAAGUUCAAUAUUUAGUCUUCUGGCGGUGGCCAUCGACAGAUAUCUGGCUGUAAAGAUCCCCCUGAGGUAUAAGGAGCUUGUCACAGGGAAAAGGGCAAGAGAGAUCAUUGCUAUUUUAUGGAUCUUAUCCUUCAUCAUUGGACUCAUCCCAUUCGUGGGCUGGAACCGUAAAGACUUGGCCUGUUCCAGAAACGAAAGCGGCUUGACACAGACUAGCAAUAGCAGUGACCCCGCUGAGAUGGAAAAGGGCUUCUUGCAAAGCUGCUGCCUCAAGUGCUUCUUCGAGAAAGUGGUGGACAUGAGCUACAUGGUGUACUUCAAUUUCUUCGGUUGCGUGCUGCCACCUCUGCUCAUCAUGCUGGGCAUUUACGUCAAGAUCUUCACGGUGGCACGGAAACAGCUGCGUCAGAUCGAGCUCAAAUGCAGCGUGAGUAACGGUGAGAAUCAGCACCACGGUCUGCUGCAGCGGGAGAUUCGUGCCGCCAAAUCGCUCUCCAUCAUCGUGGGCCUGUUCGCUCUCUGCUGGCUGCCCGUGCACAUCCUGAACUGCCUCACACUCUUCUACAACGAGCUAAAAAAGCCUGGCUUCAUCAUGAACAUCGCCAUCAUCCUCUCACACGCCAACUCCGCCGUCAAUCCCAUCAUCUACGCCUACCGUAUUCAGGAGUUUAGAUUCACUUUUAGGAAGAUUCUGAACCGCCAUUUCUUUUGUCGACGGGACGAGUUGUAUCGCAGCUCCACUGGAAGCAGCUGUCACAGAGACCAGAUUACAAUGACUAUUGACCCUCUGCUUUAGACAGCUUGGUCGAAAUAUGAGAGAAAUGUUUACAGCCCAAAGAACUGCAAACAGCUUGAUCAUGUAUUGAGAUGACGUCUAGUGUGGCCCACUAUUCAUGAAGACAUUGUGGACACAUUUUCAGAAUUUAACAUUGAACUGUGAAAAGAAAAAAAAAAAAAGCCUUCGUCACUACAAAUCUGUGGAAAAAUGUAUAGAUUGCAUUUCCAAGCAGACUUUUGCAGCAACUUAUUGGUCAAGCCUUAGCACAAGGAUUUGAAAGCUACGAGUGGUUGCUGGGCCUUUUGGAAGUGCUGAACGAUGAACUGAAGCAUGUAUGAGAGACCUACAUGAGGAUCCUGCAGAACAAUAAAACACUCAUUUUGUGCAGCCCGGAGGAACAAUAAGCUGAACACGCCAUCGUGGAACAGAGAACACAAAGAAACCGUUUCUGAAUGCUUGAAUGUAUUAGGACCUUUUGUUGUUUUUUACAGUUGAGAUGGUUGGUUUAGACUGCUCAGGAACACACAUGAGAUAAAAGCUAAUUUAAGAACCCAUAAUAGAAAGGAAAUCAUAAAACGAUUUUCUGUACAGCCAGUUAUGAAAAAUUACCCCCGUUUUCAUUACUUAAAAUACACUGCUGGUCCAUUCACAACUUAAUUAACCCAAGAAGUUCAAAUCUGUAACCAAAAUGACUCCAAAAGAUACACUGGGUACAAAGUGGCCCCAAUAUUAUUUGGAAAUGUAUUGCAUUAUAUAACAAAAAGUGUCGUAAUUCUCUGUUUGAAUUUUUAUAUCAUAUUGUUUUAUAGUUUAUAACCAAUAAACAGCUGUUUUUCUUUAACAUAAACGCCACUUUGAUGUUUUGUUAUCUAAUGCAAAUACAUUUAGAUAUUUGUAAAUGUUGCUGAAGUGUACAAAUACGUUUUGGUUCAGCAUGUUACUAAAUGACCAUUACACUCUUUUCCUUUCUAACAUCUACACAGUCAGUGGGUCCUAAAUCUGAGACAACUAGUGAUUUUGUUUAACACUCUUUAUACUUUUUUUUUUUUUUUUUUUGAUACUUUGCAUUAUAUUAUCAUUAGUUGAGCUGCAUGAACUUCAUAAGUUUGUCAAACCUGAUGAUCAUGUUCUCCAGUAUAAUUAGAGAUUCAUUGAAAGAACUUCUGAUGGUCUACAGUCACAUGAUCAAUGUCACAUUUACUUUUCUAAUUAGUGACCAGAAAAUAGUGCAGAAGAUUUUAUAUCAUGUUUCUUUCUUUAAACCUUUUCAAAAAGUAGAAAAAAACCUUAUUAAACUUAGAACCUGUUUAUUAGAUUAUUUGCAAGUCAAAUUAGAUUUAAAAGGCAGGUUUUCACUGUGGUCUCAGAUGUUUGGAGCUCAAUGUAAUAUCAGUGUCCUUAGAUUUCUGAUGUCUGUCUGCUCAUGUGUCACAGCCCUUAGGAAUCAGUUUGUUAUUGAAUGUCUGAGUGUGACAAACUACCCAGACUGAAACAAGAGCAGUUGACCUGCAGCAAAGACUGUCUCCUCUGGAGAGAGAUUUACAGUGUCACCACCGGAGCUAAAUAACGCUCUGUAGUGCCAAUAAUACCUCGCUAUUCUAUUAAUCACCAACCACCUUUACAGUAGAACUACAGAUCAGGAGAGAGGUCUGCCGUUCAUUCAUCAGUGCCUUAACUGGCUCAUCUAGACCACAUUUUGAAGAAUAACUUAUGAUUAUAAAAUGAUUAAAAUCUCAGAGCUGUGACACAUUGAUUAGAGUGCAUGCUCUUCAGACAUUGAGCCUUGGAGAUGUAGGUUUUAGUCCGGACUGAAAUGUGUCUUCAUCCCAAUCUUAAUAUCUUGUCACUAGUUUUUCCAUCCAUUGUAUGUUUGUCCAGUUAAAUAGGAAAAAUAAAACUAUAUUUAGUGUAUCAUCUGAAGAGAUCCUGCUCUUUCAAUAACAUGAGUGUAUUUAGAUCUUACACUCAUUUUUUAUAUCAGAUUAUAUUAUAUAAUCUGACCAAGUGUAGGUCAUGUCAGUGCCUUAAAGUAUUGGUCAUAAACACUUAAAGCAACAUCAAACAUUUUUUGCACUUUUUUCAAUUUGUUUCUGUAUAUAUACUGUAUAUACAUAUAAAAACAACAAACUUUAUUGAUGUUUGGAUGGUUUAUUUUAAUAUUUAUUGUCUUUUUGAUUGUUAUGUUUUAUAAUAAGCCUAAUUUUGAUAGUCAUGACUGUUUUAGAUGUAAAAACUCACUAGGUAUAUUUACAUGCACUGAUUUUUGUAAACGGGAAUGAAUGCAAUCUGAUUUAAGAUUCUGAAAGCGCUAUUCAUAUAAAACCUGAAAGAUGCAAUGUGAUAGACAUUUGUUUACAUGUGCAGUUUGUAAGACAAGAAACAUAGGCAUAUUCAUAAGAUGUAAAAUGCAUGUAGACAUACAUAUCAUGACACUGCGUCGCAGUGAUUUUCCUUUUGAUUUUAGAUAUACACCACUCAGUUGGAUGGAAUUUGUAUUCGAUCAAGCUCAUUCAGAUCAAUUGAGGCGUUUACAUGAACACUUUUCAGUCUGACUAAUCCAUUAUAAGCAGAUUAUUUGGGUGCAUGUAAAUGUAUCUAUUGGUUUAUUUGCUAUCUGCAGCAUUGUAAAAAUAAGGACAGAUAGGGAUGAUGGUCUAAUAUAAUCAUAAGUUAAUAAGCCCAUAUUUAGAAGUUAUUUUGAAAUCAAGGGAAUGUAUAAUUGUGUUUUUGGGAGUGAAUUGUAACUGUGUCCAGAUGAAAUGUGGAAAAGCAGCAAGCAGUAAAUCUAGGAUCACCAUUCAUCCUCUUCUUCCAGGACAUGUCUUGGCUGGGAUUUCUAAAUUGCCUAAAAUAUCCAGGUUUUGGCUUUUCUUAUUGACAUGCUCUCUACAGUCCUCACAAGCAUUAUAUGUAUACGUAUUUGCAUUGCUUUGACUGUUUUUUUGGAGAUCCCGCCUUCUCACACACCAUGAUUGGUUCAUUAUGUACAAUGCCUGCACGCUAUUGGUCAUUACUUUCACCAAGUAUAAAGCCAAAACCUGAAUAUUUUAGGCAAUUCAGAAACUCUGGUCAUUUGUUAAAAACCCACGGAAUUUCUUUUGUCCAUGUUGGUAGCCAAAAAAGUGACGGUAGCCAUUGACUUCUGUAGUAUUCUUUUCCAUACUAUGCGAGACAGUGGCUACCGUCAACUGUUUGGUUACAAACCUUCUUCUAAAUAUCUUACUUUGUGUUCAACCAAAGAAGAAAAAUUUUUACACGUCUGAAACAACUUGAGGGUGAGAUGACACAAAUGUCAUUUUUAGGUGAACAACUCCUUUAACAAUCAUCAAUCUUGACUGUUAUUGUCACAUUCUUUAUUUGCUUUCAGUAUGAACAGAAAAAUGACUUAUUACUGGAAACAGUAGUUUGGGACAGUGUGUGGAUUUCAUCAGCUUUGGUUUCUGACAGAUGCACUGAUGUGUUUGCCCCUGACAAUGACAUGCCUUCCCCAACCACAGCUGUGCCAACAUUUUUUAUUUAUUGAGGGGAAGAAUGACAUUCUUGAGCAGUAUUUUUGUGUUUGUAGUCUCUAAAUGAUGUAAAUGUACAAAUAUUUGUUACACUUUGUAAGGGCUAAACUAUAGGAGUGUGCCAGACAUCUCGGACAUUCCAAUGGAGACGAAUCUGUACUGCACUGCAACUGUGUUAGCUGAUGUUUUAUGAAGUACUGUCUGGUGAAAGCAGUAAAACUAAAGGCCUUUUUUAACCAGUCAAGUGUACCUGAAAUUUAUUCCUGCCUUUGGAGCAAACAGAAAAGAGUCUGUGCUUUUAAAUGUGUAUGUUUUUGACGUGUGUAUUUGUCACUAUUCUACAUACACUGUGAUGUUCUCUUGUACGUGUUGAAAAAAAAAAAAUAGUUUUGUGACAAAAACCUUUGGCAUCAAAAUGGAGUCUUGUUAUUUAACAUGAAUAAAUCUCUAUGUAUGGUGAAUUAUUUUAUUAAUAAAAGCUGUUUAUAUA